Elgaria multicarinata webbii is the source of this 132-nucleotide messenger RNA. It is a transcript of the gene SMIM38, whose product is annotated as small integral membrane protein 38. Bases 1 to 132 code for a protein of 43 amino acids. The record is from RefSeq and is a predicted model, not a curated record. Lineage: Eukaryota; Metazoa; Chordata; Lepidosauria; Squamata; Anguidae. The transcript has a single exon.
AUGGGAUCGGGGCUUUUGAUGAUUUUAGUAGUUGUCAUUAUAUUAAUGCGAUUCAUUUUAUGGUCCUGCUUCGGUGCUUAUUUAGAUUUCAGACUGGCUCGUAGGUGUCCCCCAAAGAGGAAGGGCUCUUGA